AUGCACAAGACAGACCCAACAUCGACAUGGAACAUCAAUUAUUUAUCCACUGUGAAUCAUACCUCAGAUGAGGUGGACAGAUCAUGCCAGAAGGUGCAGUUCCAGCAGGUAUUUGCAUCGCGCAAGGGCUCCCACUACAUACAGAUCCAGACUAAGGAGACUACUGAGCACACCGGCACGCCAGACCAGAACAGAGCCAGCCAGGUCAUUGAUGAGCUGGAGCGGUUUUACCAGGAACAGCAACGGCAGACCAGCAAUGUCAUCCAGGCCGGGGAGCACGAUGAAGCCAAUCCAUGGCUGCGGCGGACCAGAUGGCCGGUGUACUUGACCAAAAUCGCACCCAAUGAUCUGGUCAACUGCGUCCAGCGGCCCGACGAUGACACCACGUGCCCAGAUGAACUGGCCGCGAGGGCCAUCUGGGAGGCCAUGGGUCAGGUUGCCCGUACCAGCCAGCGAGUCAUCACACGGCUGGGUCACUUCGUCCGCAUCGAGGCCAUCCGCACAGAGCGACACCAGACCCGGCACACCCCGUUGCAGGCAUACAUGGACGAGGAGAGGAGAGCAUCGCCGAGCACCCCACAGUACCGGUUCACACCACGGCAGCGCAAGACAUGGAGGGUAUUAUGGCAGGUAGCCACCACAGAGGGAGCCGACCAGCGACACUCCAUCAGCCCAGACCCCAUGGAUGAGCAGAUGACUGAGGAAGAAGAAGAGGAGGAGGAGAAGGGACAGAGAGAUACCCAGCCAGAAGAAGAAGAUAAGUUCAAAUUAACCAAGAUGCAGAUGGCAUGUUUGGAUUUUUGCAUUGAGCUGCUGAACCAGCGGGUUCAGGUGGAGGAUUAUGAGUGCGCGCUGGUAGACGCGUUGGCGGUGCUGGGACGGGGGGAGUAUGGAUGGUGCGACGCGGAGAGCUACCCACCAAUAUUGUCACGGAUCAUCAAGGUGGCACGGUUAUGCCACACGGUGCUCAACGACCAGGUCAACUUCCGGCCCCAGAUGCAACAGCUCGGCAAGCUGAUGGCGGCCAAGACACAGAUGGUGCUGCUGACGGCCACACUGCCACCCGGUGAGGAGGAGAAGCUGUGGUCCCGCAUGCACUGCACCCGAGCGGACAUAUCAUUGUUCCGGGCGCGGACAUGCCGUCCAAAUGUGGCAUACCGAGUGUGGCAACCCAUCAUUGAAGGGUCAGAGUACGAUGGGCUCAACCGAUGGUUUCAAGCACCCAGCGUGGUCAGGUUCAUCCAGGACCGCAUGAGAUGGACGGGAGAAGGUAAGGGGGUGGUGUACUGCCAGGCAGUGAAUCAGGUCACGAUGAUGGCAAGCACAUUGAGAUGCGGGGCAUAUCACCACCACCAGAUCAACAAGGCCGGCAUACUGGAGUGUUUCCAGCAAGGUCAACACCAGGUCAUCGUGGCGACAAGUGCACUGGGCAUGGGAAUCGACAUCCCCAACAUCCGCAGCAUCAUCCACGUCGGACGGCCGCGAUCAUUGCUGGAUUAUGGACAGGAGAGCGGGCGUGCAGGGUGUGAUGGACAGACCAGUGAAGCCAUCAUCAUUGAGCCCGAGGGUAUCAGUGCAGCAAUGAUAUGGUCAAGAAAGGAUGCACCAUCACUGCUGGACCAGAAGCUGGUUGAGCGGUACAUGCAGGCAGGGGGUGAGGGGGGUGAUGAACCGAUGGCUCGAUGUCGACGGGUGGUGCUGGACCGGUACCUGGACGGGGAAGUGGAGGGUUACAUGAGACGGCACUGCGGUGAUCGACACACAGGGGAGUCCCAGUGUGACGGGUGCGAUGCCGAGUGGGAGGCCAGGGAGGCCGUGUUCACCCCCAGCCCAGGUGGCACGCCCACGCCCACACCCAGUCCAGGCUACAGUUCAAGAGCAACAGCCAAGGAUGACUCCAGCGAGGAUGAAACCAGCCAGGAGUCAGAGAUGGAGAGCCAGCAGGGUGAAACCCACAUCAGAUUCAACGGCACAUGCAGUCCCAGAAUGGCCAGAAGUGUGAGCAAGAGCGCAGACGACAACAUAAAUGAAAGCAUCACCAAGAAUGAAGCUUCAACUUCAGGCGGGAGCAGCCCGGGUCAAUGGAACAAGCAAGAGUCAAGUGAAAUCAGUGAAGACACCAGGGGCAUCCCAUCAACAACCAGACAGACAUUCCACAAGCAGGAUGUCCGUCGAGGCCGGUUCAUCAUCACACACCAGCAGCGAGGGCAGAGGGCAUUGAUGGAUGAGGAGGUUUUAGUGGAAGAGGCGCAGAGGUGGAAGGAUCAGUGUUUGAUAUGUGCAAGUGGCAAGCGGGAGUUUGACCAUGAGCUGUACCAGUGUCCCCACGAGGAGAGCCAGGAGGCAAAGAGAUGGAUGAUGACAGUGCGGAGCAAGAUCAAAUACACACGGUAUUCCGGGUGCUUCCGAUGCGGGAUGCCGCAGUCCAUAUGCAACAGCUGGAAGACACAGAGGCAGUGUCCGUACAGGGGAUUUUUGAUCCCGACGGUAGCAAUGAUGGUGUAUGGGUGUCAUGCAGGGCAGAUGAAGCAGGCGUGGAGACAGCGGCUGAGAGAGUUCAAUGUGGAUGCAGAUGAUCAGGAGGCGGUGAUUGAAUUUUUGGGACAGAAGGUUGAGGGGCAGGGCAUCGAGCACAACCGGCUGGUGGAGAUGUUUUGUUGGCUGCGAGGGAUAUAUCAGGAGGCAGAGAGGGGGAAGAUGGAGUCAGAGGGUACAGAGGUCAAGUGA
Messenger RNA from Histoplasma mississippiense, 2727 nucleotides. RefSeq lists its product with no specific name. Gene Ontology annotation, biological process: double-strand break repair via homologous recombination. The transcript is spliced from 3 exons. Gene Ontology annotation, cellular component: cytoplasm; chromosome. The record is from RefSeq and is a predicted model, not a curated record. NCBI's taxonomy places the organism in Eukaryota, Fungi, Ascomycota, Eurotiomycetes, Onygenales, Ajellomycetaceae. Bases 1 to 2727 code for a protein of 908 amino acids. Gene Ontology annotation, molecular function: four-way junction helicase activity; 3'-5' DNA helicase activity.